AUGUUAUUCCAUUCUAUUAGAUAUCUUUACACUCUCCAUACAGAACAAGAACAAAAAUGUUAUUUUUGCGUUUAUAAUUCUUUAUUACUAAAAGUUUACUUCGAUUACGAAAGAACGGCUUUUUUGUAUGAAUACCUUUCGGUAGAUCACAACAGUGACAAUCAUUUUAGUAGCAGUGAUAAGAUCGUGAAUUGGAAACAAGAGGGAGCAUCGAUUAUGUCAGAGGUUGAUGCUUCCUACUUUCGACAUAUUAUCGCUCUCUCCGUUGUUACAGAUAAUUUUUAUAGAGUCCUUGUUCCAUUUACACUAUUAUGUAACUCUCAAGAAACUGAAUUUCAAGUUUGUCGAGUUGGAGAAUUUCCCCAAUCAUGGAAAAUCAAAUUCACAAAAGGAGAAAUAAAUGAUGCCUCAUUCUGUGCUGCUACUUUGUUAGACGGACCAUCAGUUUUGUUUGUUUUUCAGAGUGUAUCUUUUGUGAAUUCUGAUAUGAAUUACAACAACACGUUUAGUAUUCUUUGGAGACCAACAAUAGGGACUACCGAUAAUUCUAAUAAUGCUAUUAAUGCCACUACCAUAAUCAAAAUUUCCGCAAACUUUGUUUACGGAAUUCUGGAGGAUCAUUCUCAUUAUGAAAAAAGCGAGAGUCAUUUUCGGCGAGAUACUGAGAUCGUCUCUGAUGACAUUUAUGGCAGAAUUUUUGUUAUCUAUUGUCCCCUCAACGAAUCCUGUAUCAAAAUAAAAUAUAUUGGUCCGAAUGAUGAUAAAGAUGCAAUAGCUUUCGAAAAGAAUCCAUUCCUGAAUUCAGUGCCUGGAACAUUUGCAAGAAAUGCAUCGUGUUUGUUACCGAAGGCUAAUUAUGAUCAUCAAGAAAAUCCAAGAUGGAUCUGGAUAGGAACGAUACAAGAAGAAAUAGUGUGCUUGAAAUGCAAUUGCAGGACUAAUAUUAGCGGUUGGAAUGAUUACGAUACUUAUUGUGAAUGGAAAGUUGAAAAGUGUAUUCAAAUUCCGGAAAAACCUGUGUUAAUAAAAGAAGUAAUAAUACAUGAUGAUAGUUUUCGAUGUAAUUCAGUAUUAAUUGUAUUGACGGAUCAAAACAAUUCCAUUAUAAUAAACUCUGAAAAUGGGAUUAUUCUCGAAGAGAUCUCUAAUGGAUUUAUGUGUGCUCAUGGAGAUUUUUUUAGCAAAGCAUCUGAUCAACUGAUAAAAGUUCCAAUUUCCAAUAUGGAAAAUAUUUACACUUGGAGUCUCAUUAAUCUGAAUUGUUCAAAUUUGAAUGAUUCAUUUACGAUUGAAGGUGACAAUAUUGAAAGUGAUGCCCAUUUAAGUUCGAAACUUGAAUCUUUGAAUAAUCGAGUGAUUGAGGAAAAAGCUAAAAUUAAAAAAUUAAAUGAUUCGAUAAAAGCUAAGCAAGAAAUACUUUUACAAUGUAAUUCACUGCUAGAUUCUAUGUCUGACGUUUUCCAAAUCGAAGAUGAUGACUAUACAACGGGAUCAACCACAAAUUUACGAAGAAAACAUGCUAUUAAUAAUCACAAACAAAGUUAUGAAAUGAUGAGAUUAUUAUCCAUCAAUUCUAGUAAAGAUUAUGCCGAGUCAUCAUCAUCAUCAAGAAAGGAAGAAUCACCUGAAAAAAAAUACAUAGAAGUCGAGGAGGCAAGGACAAUUUUAGGAGGAACAAAUCUAAGAGAUGAGUUGUUAUUCGAAGUAACUGUGAAAAAUGCUGGAAGCCAAAAUAUUUAUGACGUCCAUUUGACUCUUUUCAUAAAAAAGGCUUCAAGAGCAUCAAUAACAUCAAUAACGAAAAGCCGUGCCAAACGCAUCCCAAUUAUUUCGACAACUGCCGAAAAAGUAGUGCUAACAUCUGUUGUAGACAUUCCCAUGGGCGCAAUAAUUGAUGGUUCUGAGUUUGGGGCACAAAUAUGUUUUCGACUAUCGGCGAACUUAAAUUAUGAAUACGAAGACCCGUUUCUCGCGAACACUAAUCAAGAUUGGAAAAUCGUGUGCGUGAAUGAGUUCAGUCAAGUUAAUAAAAUUAUAUGUGAUGAGCGGCUUAUGUUUCCAACAGUGAUUGAUUUUUAUCUUUUAUGUACAAACACCAUACCAAAUCAGUCUAAUUUAUCAGUUAUACCAAAUUUAUUGGAACAAAUUGGCGCAUGGGAGACUUCGGAUUUUUUCACACCAAAUACUAGUGAAAUGCAUCUUCCUAGAGCUUUCCAGGCCAAAGAUGAGUUUUUCGCUGUAUUAUUAUAUCCUAUGACUACUUCAAACAUGGCUGUCUCUUUAGUCGAUACGAUCAAACUACAAAUUCAAGCUAAAACCGAUAGAGCGGCGCUUGAUAUUUUGAGAAAGAUGAAACUGAGCUUGCCAGAAGAUAUCCUUUUUAUACUGUAG
This is a messenger RNA of Ambispora gerdemannii, 2391 nucleotides long. The record is from the annotation of a GenBank genome assembly. NCBI's taxonomy places the organism in Eukaryota, Fungi, Glomeromycota, Glomeromycetes, Archaeosporales, Ambisporaceae.